This is a messenger RNA of Coccinella septempunctata (seven-spotted ladybird), 2268 nucleotides long. RefSeq names its product phosphatidylinositol-3-phosphatase SAC1-A. The transcript has 3 exons. Gene Ontology annotation, cellular component: endoplasmic reticulum. Lineage: Eukaryota; Metazoa; Arthropoda; Insecta; Coleoptera; Coccinellidae. The record is from RefSeq and is a predicted model, not a curated record. The coding region runs from base 376 to 2112 and encodes 578 amino acids. Gene Ontology annotation, biological process: phosphatidylinositol dephosphorylation. Gene Ontology annotation, molecular function: phosphatidylinositol-4-phosphate phosphatase activity.
ACAUUACGAAUUUUUUAGUAUGCCAUUCCUUUUAAAAGAAUCUAUAAAUUAGUAAUUUAACAAUAGUUAGAGAUAUAUGUUGCAGUGGGAAUCAAUGUAAACAGAAUAAAUCAUCCAUUUCUAUUGAGUAUUAUAAGACUAAUUGGAAUUGGGUACAUGUUAUAUUAUAUUGGCCUUGCACAAUUAUUAUUGCCUCUUGCUUGAAAAAUAUACAAAUAAAUAUUUCAUGCCUGUGUAUCACUUAACUUAAGAAAUUGUCAGCUGGCCUGUGUUUAUAAUAGUAAGAUCACAGCAUCUGAUAUUUUAGAUAAUUAACAAACUGGAUUAUUGUCUUCACUCCACUUUCGUAGGAAAAUUUCAUCCAAAUUUGUCAACAUGAACAACUUCGAUGUUUUCAAUGACUUAACUUUAUAUAUUACUCCAGAAAAUUUUUAUAUUCAACCUGUUGGAUAUGAUGUAAUGGUUGUUAUCGAUAGAACCACAGAAUCGAUAACGGUCUUGAACGUUGGUCAGAUACCAGCAGCUAAUAGUAAAAAAGACUUCUGCGGCUUUUUGGGAACAAUAAAUCUACUAGCUGGUCGAUAUUUGGUGAUAGCAACUCAGAGGCAAUUAGUUGGCUAUAUAGCUGGACAUGCAAUAUGGAGAUUAGCUAAGGCAGAACUCAUUCCUUAUUGUAGGAGUACAUUGCAUUUAAACCAAGAUCAACUAGUUGAUAAUAAUACACACAUUGCUAUGAUUGAACAAGUAUUAUCGACUCCAUAUCUAUACUUCAGUUAUUCAUAUGAUCUUACUCACACUCUUCAAAGGCUUCAUGAUAUAGGUCCAGAUUUCUGGUCCCAAUCCCUUGUUGAGCGUGCUGAUCAUAGGUUCAUGUGGAAUGGAAAUCUUUUGAAGGGAUUAAAAAGGCCUGACUUGAGAAAUUUUUGUUUACCUCUACUACAUGGAUUCAUCUCAAUAAAUCAAUGUAGAAUUAAUGGUCUAGAUUUCACCUGGGCUCUGAUAUCCAGAAGAGGUAUUUACCGAGCAGGUACAAGGUUGUUUAGGAGGGGUGUUGACAGAGAUGGUAAUGUGGCAAACUUUGUGGAAACUGAACAAAUUAUUGAUUUCAGAAAUGAUCGUGCAAGUUUUGUGCAGAUUCGUGGAUCCAUACCAUUAUUUUGGAACCAGUUGCCAGAUUUGAGAUAUAAACCUCCUCCCACAAUACUUGACAUCGAUCCAAAUGAACAAAACUUAGCUUGUGCAAAGCAUUUGGAAGCUACAAUGGCGAUUUAUGGAAAACAAGUUUUGAUUGAUUUGGUAGAUCAGCAUGGUUCUGAAGGAGCCUUGGAAAGAAGUUUCAGGGACACUGUUAAAAAUCUUAAUAUAUCGUCUGUUAAAUAUGAACCCUUUGAUUUUCACUCAGAAUGCAGGAAAAUGAGAUGGGAUAGACUUUCCAUCCUGAUGGAUCGUAUAGCACCUGAUUUGGAAGAGAAUGGAUUCUUCUUGAUCUUGAGAGAUGGUUCUCUUUCUUCUUUACAAGAAGGAGUUUUCAGAACUAAUUGUGUUGAUUGUCUAGAUAGAACAAAUGUAGUUCAGAGUAUGCUUGCUCAUAGGAACCUUGAAAUUGUGUUGAGGAAGUUGCAAAUCCUGACACCCGGUGGUCUCUUGGAGAGUCAGAUAUCAUUCGAGGUGUUAUAUAAAAAUGUUUGGGCAGACAAUGCAGAUGUAAUAAGUACACAGUAUUCCGGUACGGGAGCUUUGAAGACCGAUUUCACAAGAACUGGAAAACGCACAAAAAUGGGACUCAUACAGGAUGGAGUCAAUUCUUUGAUGAGAUAUUACAAGAAUAAUUUCACAGAUGGCUUUCGCCAAGACGCGAUUGAUCUGUUUCUUGGAAAUGGUGAAAUUAUGGCUCCAAUGAGAGUGGAGAGAGGAUGGCGUUAUGUAACAUUUCCCUCUGUUCUGCUUGUUGCUAUGGCGAUGUUCGUUGCGUCGGCAGUUUUUCCACAAAGAUAUUCCACAGAGUCUCUUAUGUACCUCUUGUUUUGGGGCUCGAUGGUGGCAGCAACAGCAACAACAAUCUUCCGUUAUGGUAAAGAGUUCAUCGACAGGCCUCGACUUACGCAAAUUUAGCAUUCUAGUCAUUUUAAAACGCCCUUCAUUAUGGAUUUUUUAUUUUAAAUCUUUGUAUAUUUAUAAAUAAACAUAUAAAGUAGAUGUAAAAGUACAUGAUUGAUUCAUUAGAAAUGGUUUAUCUGAGACUAUCAAUAAAAAUAUUCUGAAUUAGAA